AACUCGGAGAUUCGAUGUAUUUACCCAUCGGUUGUGUACGCAAAAGUGAUAUCGAGUAGCUGGAAAUAUACGGAGCUAGUUGGUGUUUGUAAAUAUAAUCAUGGCUGAUAUAGAAACGUUUGACGAUAUAGUGGUACCCACUACCGCGGCCUUACCGGUAACGCUAUCCGCAGAGUUACCAGAAAUUAAAUUGUUCGGUCGUUGGAAUUGCGACGAUGUGCAAGUAAACGAUAUGUCCUUGCAAGAUUACAUUGCCGUUAAGGAGAAAAAUGCUAAGUAUCUUCCACAUUCUGCCGGACGUUAUGCCGCGAAGCGGUUUCGUAAAGCUCAGUGCCCUAUCGUAGAACGUCUUACGAAUUCGCUAAUGAUGCACGGGAGAAAUAACGGCAAAAAAUUAAUGGCAGUCAGGAUCGUGAAGCAUGCGUUUGAAAUAAUCCACCUUCUCACGGGAGACAAUCCCUUACAGGUGCUCGUGACGGCCAUCAUCAAUUCAGGACCAAGAGAAGAUUCUACUCGUAUCGGUCGCGCUGGCACGGUCAGAAGACAAGCAGUAGACGUAUCUCCGUUACGACGCGUUAAUCAGGCGAUCUGGUUAUUAUGUACUGGUGCUAGGGAAGCCGCAUUCCGUAACAUUAAGACAAUUGCCGAAUGCCUAGCCGACGAACUUAUCAAUGCCGCGAAAGGUUCAUCAAAUUCGUAUGCGAUCAAAAAGAAGGACGAACUCGAGCGUGUCGCUAAAUCUAACCGAUAAACAUGUUCUUUUGACAACAUACAAAUAAAUACUUUAUCUUUAAAA
This is a messenger RNA of Osmia bicornis bicornis, 796 nucleotides long. RefSeq names its product 40S ribosomal protein S5 (gene RpS5a). NCBI's taxonomy places the organism in Eukaryota, Metazoa, Arthropoda, Insecta, Hymenoptera, Megachilidae. Gene Ontology annotation, biological process: translation; ribosomal small subunit assembly. Gene Ontology annotation, cellular component: ribosome; cytosolic small ribosomal subunit. The transcript has 3 exons. The record is from RefSeq and is a predicted model, not a curated record. Bases 101 to 751 code for a protein of 216 amino acids. Gene Ontology annotation, molecular function: mRNA binding; structural constituent of ribosome; rRNA binding.